Messenger RNA from Humulus lupulus (European hop), 1943 nucleotides. Its product is annotated as cytochrome P450 CYP72A219-like. The record is from RefSeq and is a predicted model, not a curated record. Lineage: Eukaryota; Viridiplantae; Streptophyta; Magnoliopsida; Rosales; Cannabaceae. The transcript is spliced from 5 exons. The coding region runs from base 112 to 1761 and encodes 549 amino acids. Gene Ontology annotation, molecular function: heme binding; oxidoreductase activity, acting on paired donors, with incorporation or reduction of molecular oxygen; iron ion binding.
CACUCACUUUCAAUUCAAACAGACACACCAGUAGUAGCAGUGUUUCUUAAACUCUAUAAAUUACUAUUCUCUUCCUCAAGUGGUGUACUAUUAUUAGAAACAAAAAUAGAAAUGGAAAUGGAAAUGGUGGAGGUCUCAACAACAUCGUCAUCAUCAGCUGUUGUUGUUGUAGUAGUAUUAUUAGUCAUAAUUAGUGUGACAUGGUGGUUUUACAGAGUAGUGAAUUGGGUGUGGUUGAGGCCUAAAAGGCUUGAAAAGUGCCUCAGAAAACAAGGCCUUCGGGGGAACCCUUACAGGCUUCUGUACGGAGACCUGAAAGAUAGCUCUAUAAUGAUCAGCCAAGCCAGGUCCAAACCCAUCAAUCUCUCAGACGACGUCGUUCCUCGGAUAUUACCUUUUCCUCAUCACACAAUCAACAAUUAUGGUAAAGAUUCAUUUAUGUGGAUUGGACCAAUACCAAGAGUUCACAUCACAAACCCGGAAUAUUUGAAAGAUAUUUUUAUGAAAAUCGGCGAUUUCCCAAAACCACAUUCCAAUCGACUUUUUCAGUUUCUAGCUACGGGUCUAGCAGAUUAUGAUGGCCACAAAUGGGCCAAACAUCGGAAAAUUAUCAAUCCCGCUUUCCACGUCGAGAAGUUAAAGGAUAUGGUGCCAGCAUUUUAUCUAAGCUGCAGUGAAAUGUUGAAGAAAUGGGAGCAAUUAAUGGAUGGAAGUGGGAAAGAAUGUUGUGAGGUAGACGUGUGGCCUUACCUUGAAAAUAUGACUGGAGACGUCAUUUCUCGAACUGCUUUUGGGAGUAGCUACGAAGAAGCUCGAUCCCUUUUCCAACUCCAGAGAGAGCAAGCUCAACUUGUUGGGAAAGCCAUGCAGUCUGUUUAUGUUCCUGGAUGGAGGUACAUGUAUAUCAUACACAUACAUAUAUAUAUAGGACACUCUCACAGAUUUGUGCCAACAAAGAUGAACAAGAAGAUGAAACAAAUCGACAGUCAAGUACGAACUCUUUUGAAGGACUUGAUCAAUAAGAGAGAGAUUGCGAUGAAAGCCGGAGAAGCUCCCAACGAUGACUUGUUAGGCAUACUCAUGGAGUCCAAUUUCAAAGAGAUUCAGGAACAUGGGAACAACAAGAACGUUGGACUGAGUAUUAGCGAUGUCAUUGAGGAAUGUAAGCUCUUUUACUUUGCUGGCCAAGAGACCACAUCGGUCUUACUCGUUUGGACUAUGGUCAUGUUAAGUAGGUUUCCUCAUUGGCAAGCUCGCGCUAGAGAUGAGGUUUUGCAAGUCUUUGGCGAUAACACUACUCCGGACUAUGACGGCCUAGCACGCCUCAAAGUUGUUACUAUGAUUUUUUACGAAGUUCUAAGGCAUUAUCCACCCGUAGUUUUGCUGGUUCGAACUGUUGACAAGCAAACACAGCUUGGAAAUUUGUCACUGCCAGCAGGGGUACAAGUGUCAUUACCCACCAUCCUUGUCCACCAUGAUACCGAGCUGUGGGGAGAAGAUGCCAAGGAGUUCAAGCCGGAGAGGUUCGCAGAAGGAGUUUCCAAGGCCACCAAAGGCCAGGUUUCCUUCUUGCCCUUCGGCUGGGGGCCUCGCAUUUGCAUCGGCCAAAACUUUGCCUUGGCAGAAGCCAAAAUGGCCAUGGCCUUGAUUCUACGACGCUUCACUUUUGAGCUCUCACCUUCCUAUACUCAUGCUCCUGCAACCGUUGUUACCCUUCAGCCACAAUAUGGUGCUCACCUAAUUCUACAUAAAUUAACGUAAUUAGUUGUACCUCUAUCCUGUAUAUAUGCAUAUACAGGAUAUGUUUAUGAAUAUGUAUAUGUAUAUAUAUAUAUAUGUGUGUGUGUUUAUACUGCUAGCUUUGUAUAGCUUGAUGCUACUAGACAACACAUAAAAAGUUGCUUGAAAAUUAAUAAUGAGAAUAGCAUUUACAUUUUUACUCA